AUGGCGAAGGCGCUCCUGCUCAGCGCGCUGCACGACGCGCUGUCGGACUAUGUCGUUGGACUCUCUCCCGAGCGCCUCAAGGUCGGGGUGUGGUCGGGCACGAUCGUGCUGGAUGAGCUGCAGGUGGAAAUCCCUUGGUCGAAGCUGGGAAGCAGACCCGUGAAGGUUCUCCUGCAAGGCGUUAGCGUGUUGGUGGGUCCGGUGGAUAGGAAUUCGUGGGGAGACCAAGAGGUGCGGGAGAGGCGUCUCGGCAUCAAGAGGGCCGCCCUCGAGAAGGCGGAGGCGGCGACAAAGAAGGAGAAGGAAGGGGGGAAAGGGAGCGAUGACGGCACGAAAGGGUUCGUGGAGAAGCUGGUGCAGCGCAUCGUGGACAACAUCGAGAUAAACGUGGCCGACAUCCACAUCAGGUACGAGGACACGGUGCUUGCGCCGGGACAAACGGUCUCAACCGGGGUAUGCCUGGAGUCGUUCGUGGUGACCACCACCGACAAGGACUUCGUGCCGCAGUUCCUCGACCGCACCUGUGGCCAGACCUGGGACACAAGGGUGCACAAGUUGGCCCGCGUAACGGGGUUUUCCCUGUACUGGAGAGUCGACGACAAGGAGAGGUACGAGCUGAUCCCCGCGCAGUUCAGGAGCGACGCACUUCGCAGGUUUGUGGCGGAGCAGGCGGUGGCCCCGCCGGGGGACAACGGGGGGGGGCUGGAGAGGGGAGACCUGAUUCGGCCGAUCACUGCGGUUCUGAAGGUUAUUCACUGCGAUCACCCCGAUGACAAGACGGGGCCCAAAUUCGAGGUUUCGUUCGAGAUGGACGACGUCAAGAUGGACUUCCGCGCGGAGCAAUACGAACAGGCGCUCUCCCUCAAGGACUCCAUAGCGGCCCUGGCCAACUGGCAGACGUUCUUCCCCUACCGCCCCAAGACUACCCCAAAACGAGACCCUAGGGCUUGGUGGAGGGGAAAGCCUCAAGACUGGGGAAACUUGAACAAGGUGCUCAUGUCGAGGAAGGAGUACGUGUUCCUGUUCGAGAAACUGGCUGCGGCUGGUGCUGGUGCCGAAGACGCAUACGCGAGCACGAAGGUCUCCUCGUCGCAGGGCCUCUCGCCCCCGCUCACACCGAGGGAACAGCGCAGGCUGUACGAGCUCGAGGAGGAACUCCCCAAGCAGACCAUCCUCAUGUUCCGGACGAUGGCACGGAAAGAGAUCAAACGCAAACGGGACGCGGAAAGGGCGAAGAUGAGUCCGCAGGAGGUAGCGGCGCUGGCGGCAAGAAACAGCGGGGGCGGGGGAUGGUGGGGUAGCAUCUGGGGAAGAGCCAACACCAAGGAGGAAGACGGAGACCUGGCCCUCCAGGACCUCACAGCUAGCUUCGGGCACGACGCGGAGACUAACAAGGUGCCCCCUGACUAUCUCCAGGCGCGGGUGACGGUGCAGCCACACGGGUCGAUGAGGCUGUACGGGCGGCGCGACCUGCCUUUGGUGGACGUCUCGAUCGUCGCCUCGGCCACGUUGGAGCGCCGAGAGAACGCCUCGAUGACAUGCAGCUUCCGCCUUGCUCGACUGGAGAUUCUUGAUCUCUUCACGCAGCGGGCGGUGUUCCCCCAUUUGCUCAAGGUCGGCGGCCACGAGGAGGAGGCCGACAACGACAACCCCGAACUCAAGGAGGCCAGAGCAAAGGUCGCCGCCACUGUCGCUGCUGGAGCGGUCGGGGCGAUCAAGAGGGGCAACGCCCGCCCGGCGAGCCGGGGGGUGGCAGAAGAACGCCCCCUGGCCUGCUUGAAUGCCUCCCUCACCGAGACCGCGCUGAAGGUUGAUAUCUGCGCGCUGCCCACGGACGUGGCGUACAACAGGUGUGCAUGACUGUAUGUGUUUGUUUUGCCCCACCCCGUCUCCCUCGGUAUUUGCCAUCAGGGUUGGGUUCUUGUCGCUUGGCAACGAUGUUGUAAAACAAGCCCCUCCUCCGUUCUAGACUUAAGUGGGUUUGGCGCUGUUGGCAAAGCGCUGUAAAACACGCCACCCCAAGUAUAGCCCCCAUUGUAUGCGCUUCCAAAGACGCGUGACGCAUGGAUGCGUGGAGUGAGGAUAGCUCACGGAAACCUCACAGGUUGAGUGAUGUAGGAGAUUACGGGACACAUAGACGUGUUGAGUGAUUUUAGCUGUAUACUGAAACCCGAAGUGUUGAGUGAGGUUUGAGAUUGCCAGACACAUGGACAGGUUGAGUGGGGAUAGCUGCAUACUGAAACCCCACGGGUUGAGUGAUGUUGGAGUGCCGGACACAUAGACGCGUUGAAUGAGGAUAGACACAUAUUGAACCUCACAGGUGAUAUGCAUUGGAGAUUGUCGGACACCUAGACGUGUUGAGUGAGGAUAGCUGCAUACUGAAACCUCACAGAUG
Messenger RNA from Ectocarpus sp. CCAP 1310/34, 2395 nucleotides. NCBI's taxonomy places the organism in Eukaryota, Phaeophyceae, Ectocarpales, Ectocarpaceae. The record is from the annotation of a GenBank genome assembly.